Messenger RNA from Durotheca rogersii, 792 nucleotides. RefSeq lists its product as uncharacterized. NCBI's taxonomy places the organism in Eukaryota, Fungi, Ascomycota, Sordariomycetes, Xylariales, Xylariaceae. Bases 134 to 661 code for a protein of 175 amino acids. The transcript has 2 exons. The record is from RefSeq and is a predicted model, not a curated record.
AGCUACACUGCUGCUCACUGCUCCAACGAGUGUCACACGCCCUCGCUCGCCCCCCCCGCCGUAACGCGCCGUGUCAUCGUCGCUUUCUCGAGUCCACCCCUCCAGCUACCUACUAUCUGUAGCUCCGGAAAGCAUGCCUUUCCUCUCCACACCACUGACCCUCGCAGCCUCCGGCGGCAUCCUCGGGUCCGCGUGGCUAUCAGGCAGCAUCGCCACGCACUCGAUCGCCGCCGUCCCGGCGAUCCUGCGCACCGGCGCGCCGGCCGAGGGCCUGCUGCGCGGGUGGAGCCUGCAGUUCGAGCGGGGGAGGCGGCUGAUCCCGACGAGCGCGGCCGCCAUCUCGCUGGUGUACCUGGCGCUCGCGCAGCAGCACCACGCCAGCGGUGUCGAGUGGCGCGGCUAUGCGGCGGCGGCCGCCGCCAACCUCGCCCUGCCCCCCCUCACCGUCCUGUUCAUCUUCGGCAUCAACGCCCGCCUCAACGCCGCCCUCGCCGCCGUCGACGGCCCCUCCGCCGUCGACGGCCCCUCCGCCGGCGCGAAGCCCCUCGUCACCGCCGCCGAGGUCCGCGCCCUCAUCCAGAGGUGGUCCGGCCUGAAUGCCGUCCGCACCGUCUUCCCCCUGGCCGGCGCCGUGUUCGCGCUGUGGAACUUGUUGCUUUAGGGGCGGCGUAGAGAGGAGCGGGGACGAGCGCGGGGACGAGCGCGGGGACGCGAAUCUGCGCAGAUCGCGAAAAGGGGCACGGAGUCAAGAAUGGAGCUGUGACGAGUAAUGGCCUGCUGAUAGACAGCAAC